AUGACCGAAUCGUUCCCGUCCGCGAUUGGCGGAAUCGGUAUGGCGGCCAUUAAGCAACAUCAGCAACAGCAACAACAGCAGCAUCAUCAUCACCAUCCCCAUCAGGCCGCGAUGUCGAUCGAGAAGCUGGUGCGCGUGGGUUACUACGAGCUGGAGAAAACGAUCGGCAAAGGUAACUUUGCCGUGGUAAAGCUGGCCUCCAAUGUCAUCACAAACUCGAAGGUUGCAAUUAAAAUAAUCGAUAAAACAUGUCUGGACGAGGAGAACCUGGCGAAGACGUUCCGCGAAAUAUCGAUACUGAAGGUGUUACAUCAUCCGCACAUUACGCGCCUGUACGAGGUCAUGGAGUCACGCAACAAGAUCUACCUGGUGACGGAACAUGCGGCCCAGGGCGAGAUAUUCGAUCAUCUGGUCGCGAACGGGCGCAUGAAGGAGGAGGAAGCGGCCCGCAUCUUUUCGCAGAUAGUGGCAGCGGUCGAUUAUUGUCACCGGAAGGGUAUCGUGCACCGGGACCUGAAGGCCGAAAACGUGCUGCUCGACACGGAGAUGAACGUAAAGUUGGCCGACUUUGGGUUUAGCAACACCUUCAUCGAGGGACAACCAUUGCGGACGUGGUGUGGGUCGCCACCGUAUGCCGCGCCGGAAGUGUUUCAGGGCGUUGAGUACGAUGGACCCAAGUCGGACAUUUGGAGUUUGGGUGUGGUGCUGUAUGUGCUCGUGUGCGGUGCACUCCCGUUCGAUGGGUCGACACUGCACGAUCUGCGCAGUGUGGUAGUGGCGGGAAAGUUUCGAAUACCGUUCUUCAUGUCCCAGGAGUGUGAGCAACUGAUACGCCAUAUGUUGGUGGUGGAACCGGAACGUCGGUACACGCUGAAACAGAUCGCUCACCACCGUUGGCUCGAGCAGUACAAUUCCAUUCCGAUGCUGGAAGCGGGUGAUUAUGGCUUGAGCGUUGGUGGAGGAACGGUCCUAGGGCAACCGACGCGCGAGACGGAAAAUCUGGACACGGUCGUAAUGACGCACAUGCUUCAGCUGCCCGGACUAACCGCGGACAUGAUUGCACAGUCCGUGCACGAAAGCCGGUUCGAUCAUAUCUACGCCAUCUACAAUCUGUUGGUGGACAAGCUGCGGCAGAAGCGGAAGGAGAAGGGCCGGCUACAGCAUCACGCCAGUCUUGCGUAUUCGCGAUCCCGUAAGACCAGUAUUACGACCGGUGUGGUCGAUCGGACCGAGGUCAUCAAGAACGAUUCGCUCGAACGGUUAAGCCCGCUCACGAGCGUCGGUUCAACCAUACUGAACAUAUCAUCCGGUUUGGCCGGAACGGAGGAUCUAGAGAAGUACGAUCUGGAGACGGGCGCAUCAACGGUCACCACGCCAACCGCAUCGCCUGGAACGGUCAAAUCGUCCGAAUCGACAGGAACCGGCGAUCACUAUCUGUUCCCGCCGAGCUGUACGAAUGGUACUGGUGCGGGUGGUAACACCCGGCGGCAUACGGUGGGACCGGGUGAUGUAGCACACGAACAGGUACUGGUGAACCCGAAUGUCGUACCGAUCAGCUUCAAGAUGCAUGAACCAUCGAUUCCGCCGACACCGAACGUACCGAUCAACAUUCCGUCGCUGCAGAAUCAACCGAUACACAAUCUGACCAUUAAGGAUCAGCAUCUGCUGAAGCCGCCGACUGUGAUGGGUGCAACAAGCUCCUUUGGACGCCGAGCAUCGGAUGGUGGAGCAAAUUUGCAAAUCUACUACCCCUCAUCGUCUACUAACUUUCACGAUCAACACCAUUCACACCAGCAGCAGCAACCGCAGUCCCAGCCACAGUCACAGCAACAAUCGCAACCACAGCAAGGUGUGGAUGGUUCGGUGUUGGUGCCCGGGUCGGUUCCUUCCACCAUUGGACCGAUCGGUGGUGGUGUAAACAGUUCCGCGAUGAUCAUGGACCACGUGAUGCUUCAGACGCCCAACAGUGAAGGAACUGAUGAUUCAAACGAUGAAAUACAGAGAUACAUGCAUGGUCGCGGUUGCACCAAACGACAUACCGUCGGCUGCACCGAUGAUCUAUCGGCCGGGAAUGCGUCACCGAUGGAACCACCGCAGGCCCACUCUCCAGCUCCCUCCACCGGUGGUGGAGUCAGCGGAACGGCAGGUGGGGGUGGUGGCGGCGGAGGAGGAGGUGGUGGUGGAGGAGGCAGAACUCGACGUACCGGUCUCCUGACCGUCAUGGAACGUCCGCCCGUGAUAAGCCCGGACCUGAUACGCGAGGUAGAAGCGCGCAUGAACCGAGACUAUUUGCCACCUUCGCUGUUGUCGUCUGCAUCGGCGUCUUCGUCGUCUUCGUCGUCCGGUGCCGGACCCAACAGUGGCCCGACUGCACCGUCUGUCUCUAAGCACGGUUCAUUGGAACCUGUCGGACAAUCGGUACUGUCACCAACGAUCCAGGCGCCAUCCACGUUCAAUCAGCAUCCUGCGGUACAUCACCCUAGCCUUGCGGGUGUGUUGGGUUCGUGUCCGCCUGUACCAACACCGCCGCCCGCACAUCAACAGCUGCAACAGCAACCGCCAGCGGUGGUACAGUCGCAGAUCUGUAACAGACGGUACGCCACCCGUACAUGUAAGCUUCCGACGGUACAGGAAAUUGGCCGUUACAGUCCGGUACGCCGUGCGUCCGAAGGUUCCCGCAUAACGUCCCAGUUCCAGGGUCCAUUUCAAGAGUGUCAACAGCUGCAGAAAGGUUUGCAUGCUGCCGCAAUAGCAGCCUCACAACAGCGCAACAAUCUGCUAAUCACGCCCAGUCCUCCACUAGCGGACAACUCCGUCAGCUUGCCCGGUUCACCGAUGCACUGUAAAGCGUUCAUGGACGAUCGCACAACCUACCCGGACUUGACCGUGCCGCACGAUGUGAUGCUUUCACUUGUACCGGGGCUAGAGAAGUUGGUGCAGGAGAAUCGGCUACAGAUUGAAACGGCUAACAGUAUCCUAAACACUCGCACAAUGCCGUACGAAGUCGGUCAUCAGUUGGGAUUGGUACGGGGUGGAAAUGUUGGGACAGUGGCGGGUGUUGGCGGCACGGGUAUGAUGGGUGGAACGUUGGACGCGGGACUCAAUCUUUUGCAGCUACAGCACAGUCAGAGUGUUUCUCCAUUAAAUGCGACACUACGGCAUGGUGGUGGAGCUGGAUCUGGUUAUCCCGUGGCGGGUCGGCCUACGGGCUUUCCGAUCGGGGGAGGUAUGCAGCCCAGCUACAUGGGUGCAGGAGGAGGUGGAGGUGGAACAGGGACAACAUUCGGAGCGUUUGGCAAUCCGUACGGAUUCCCGAACCUGAUGGCACCGGGCACCGGAAUGUCGUCGAUGAAUGCUGCCUCCAGUACGGGAAUGUGCCAUUUGUCCGGUUUGGAGUACGCCGGUAGCAAUAGCAACAGUGGAUGUCCAUCGCCUGUUUACUACGCCAGCGGUUGCUCCUCGCCUAUCCUACCCGGACCGCCGGCCUCGAUCGUCAGUGGAUGUAGCGGGAAUAUGGGCAGCUCAAGUGGUGCUGGAUCAUCGAGCGGUGGUGCUGCAUCUCCGAUGCAUCAAAUUACCCGUGGCUUCAGCACACUGAACACGGGUGGUGGUGGUGGUGGUGCAGGAAGUAUCACAAUGGCGGGUGGUUCCAUUACCCGUGGGACAUCCUCCGCCGCUACGUCAGCCUUCCCAUCCGUCGCUUGUAACGAACCGCUCGAUCUGAGUAUGGAUAUCGUGAACAGUGUGGAGAUCGAUUUUUCCGGUCGGAUAGUGGCGGGCUGCUACUCUGGCGCUACCACACCGGUCAACUAUUUCGAUCCGAAGAACUAUGGGCUGUUGCCACCUCCCACACCGCAAACAAUGCGUAUCUCCGCCACGCCACCAACGUCGCCCAACAAUCUUUGUAUCAUUCAGGAGGAACAUUCGACGGCCACGUCUGGGACGGCGCCAUUCAAGAGCCAUUCGGCUAAUGCAUCUCCGGAAGAUCUUAGCUUCCAGCAUACACAUCCGCAGAUCUGUCUGACCGAUGUGCAGGGCAGUGAAAUCACGUUGGUGGCGUUGUCCGACUCAAGUCACGCGGAUAGUGAUGAUUCGCUCAACUGCCAAACAGGUAGCAGUGCGACGACGAGUGGGCUAGGCUUUUCGGGACUGCUCAUCACGGAACCUGCCAGUGAUAUGCCUUCGAUAACGCGUGGCGUCGGACGGAAGGCAAGUCUGGACACGGAAAACAAUUCCACUGCGACGACCACAUCGGCCAAGCUCGACACGUCCGAUAUUAGUGAGUCGUACGUGCGGCGUGGCAGUGACAAAUCGCUCGGCUUUAGCGAUGACAGUUUGAGCAAUGAUUCGAACCACUCGAAUCUGUCCCCGAGUCAGGAACCGUCGGCUUCAAGUUCGGGCUUCAAGAGUGCCGAUUCCAACUCGGAGCAGGAUGGGGCACGCUUGAGUCCGGAUUCGUUGUGCGAUAGUUCGAAAAGCUCGGAUGAGUGUUACGAGCUACCGUUGCCGCAGGAAUGUUCAUCGCUCGAUUCGGUUCGCAUACUGGAGAUGGUGAAGCGUACGCUAGACUCGACGAUGCCACCUAAGGGUUGCGUUUACGGUGUGGCUGGUGGGAGUGGGUAUGGGAGCGGCAGAAUGGCCGGUUCGGAUCCAAAUAGCAACAGAUCGGCUGGGUCGGGCGUUGCCGGUGAUGAAAGUGGAGGAAGACCGAUGCAACUCGGAGGAGGCGAUGGUUCGAGUGGACCGUCGGGACGGAAUGGUUCCGGAUCGGCGGAUGCGCGAUCGAACCUAAGUCUGGAGUUUUCUGGUGGAUUGCAGAUUGAGCUGCAGGUGUACGAAGGCCGGAACAGCAAAGACAGCAAUACAAGCAAGGGCAUUAAACUGCGGCGGAUCUCGGGCGACCAGUACGAAUAUGGCAAGCUCUGUCAGCAGCUUAUCACAUCCUUAACGGUGUAA
Molecule: messenger RNA, 4956 nt
Organism: Anopheles maculipalpis
Lineage: Eukaryota; Metazoa; Arthropoda; Insecta; Diptera; Culicidae
Gene: Sik3
Exons: 6
Coding region: 1-4956 (1651 amino acids)
Biological process (GO): protein phosphorylation; intracellular signal transduction; microtubule cytoskeleton organization
Cellular component (GO): cytoplasm
Molecular function (GO): protein serine/threonine kinase activity; tau-protein kinase activity; ATP binding
Source: RefSeq, a predicted model, not a curated record